Octodon degus (degu) is the source of this 2060-nucleotide messenger RNA. It is a transcript of the gene Chaf1b, whose product is annotated as chromatin assembly factor 1 subunit B. Gene Ontology annotation, molecular function: protein binding. The record is from RefSeq and is a predicted model, not a curated record. The transcript is spliced from 14 exons. Bases 89 to 1789 code for a protein of 566 amino acids. NCBI's taxonomy places the organism in Eukaryota, Metazoa, Chordata, Mammalia, Rodentia, Octodontidae. Gene Ontology annotation, biological process: DNA replication-dependent chromatin assembly; nucleosome assembly. Gene Ontology annotation, cellular component: nucleus; CAF-1 complex.
GCAGGGUCUGCAGCAGGCGGGAAGCGGCGCGCGGCGGCGGGAGGCGCAGGUUCCGUGGAGCUGCAGUGUCCGUGCAGAGUUCAGGAGGAUGAAAGUCAUCACGUGCGAAAUAGCCUGGCACAACAAGGAGCCGGUGUACAGCCUAGACUUCCAGUACGCCACAGCAGGGAAAAUCCAUAGACUUGCGUCUGCUGGGGUGGACACUGCAGUCAGGAUCUGGAAGGUAGAGAAAGGACCAGAUGGAAAAGCCAUCGUGGAAUUUUUGUCUAAUCUUGCUCGUCACACCAAAGCUGUCAAUGUCGUGCGUUUUUCUCCAACUGGGGAAAUUUUAGCAUCAGGAGGAGAUGAUGCCGUCAUUCUGCUGUGGAAGGUGAACGACAACAAGGAGCCAGAGCAGGUUGCUUUCCAGGAUGAGGAUGAGGCUCAGCUGAAUAAGGAGAACUGGACUGUUGUGAAAACCCUGAGGGGUCACUUAGAAGACGUAUAUGACAUUAGCUGGACAACUGAUGGGAAUUUAAUGGCUUCUGCUUCUGUGGACAACACAGCCAUCAUAUGGGAUGUUAGUAAAGGUCAAAAGAUUUCAAUUUUUAAUGAACAUAAAAGCUAUGUACAGGGUGUAACCUGGGACCCUUUGGGUCAAUAUGUGGCCACGCUGAGCUGUGACAGAGUGCUGCGCGUGUACAGCACACAGAAGAAACGCGUGGCUUUUAAUGUUUCCAAAAUGCUGUCUGGCGUUGGUGCAGAGGGAGAGGCCAGAAGCUACCGGAUGUUCCACGAUGACAGCAUGAAGUCCUUCUUUCGAAGGCUCAGCUUCACGCCCGAUGGGUCCCUUCUUCUCACCCCAGCUGGAUGCGUAGAAUCUGGGGAAAAUGUCACCAACACCACCUACGUUUUCUCCAGGAAGAACCUGAAAAGGCCGGUUGCCCACCUUCCGUGUCCCGGGAAGGCGACACUCGCCGUGCGCUGCUGUCCAGUCUACUUUGAGCUGAGGCCGGUGGCAGAACCAGACAGAGUCACUCAGGAGCCAGCCAGAGAGCUGGUGCGCUUGCCCUAUCGCCUGGUGUUUGCAGUGGCCUCCGAGGACUCCGUGCUGCUGUAUGACACCCAGCAGCCAUUCCCCUUUGGCUACGUGUCCAACAUCCACUACCACACACUCAGUGACAUUUCCUGGUCCAGUGAUGGGGCCUUCCUGGCCAUCUCGUCUACAGAUGGGUAUUGUUCCUUUGUGACAUUUGAGAAAGAUGAACUUGGCGUCCCUUUGAAAGAGAAGCCGGUGUUGCACAUGAGGACUCUGGACACAGUGAAGAAGGCUAAGAGUCACACUCACCAGGGCUCUUCGCCAGGGCCUAGGCCUGCAGAGGGGACCCCCACCUCCAAAGUGCAGGAGCCAAGCAGCCCCUCUGCGACCCCCUCACUGGCAGGACAGGCCUUGGCCACAGCACCAGCCCCAGUGGCCAUCAGGGAUGUACCUGCAGUGACGCCUGGUACCAAGGGCUCCUCCCCAGGGCCUUCUGAGGACGCAACACUGCAGAAUACAAAAGGCCACCCAUCCCGGAGGGUCACACUGAACACCCUGCAGACCUGGAGCAAGACCACGCCCCGGAGAAUAAACUUAAUAUCCUUGAAAACAGAGAGUCCGCCAAAUUCCAUCCCAGCCAGCAUAGUUCCUACAUCUUCUACUGAAGAAAGUCCAUCAGAGAUCCCUGGAGACCCCCAGGACAGCCCCCUAGAGCUAAAACGGCCCAGGCUGGAUGAAAACCAAGGAGGCCUCACAAACCUGGACUCUUGACAGGACCUAGGCCUCUACUUGGAGCUGCCAGGCCUGGGCGCCGCGCCUGUGUGUGCACUGAGGGGUGCCAGGGCCAGGUGGCACCAGCCUGGCAGACCAAGGCUGGGGACCUGCUCCCGUGACUCGCUUCCUGCAGGAGUGUGAGCUCCUGGACUAGUGCCCACAGGUGCCGUGCAGACGAGUGCGCCCUGGACGAGCAUCUGAGACCGGAGCUGCGCUCGGCCUGGGCUCCGCAGGGCAGCACGGCCCGGAUGGUGGUUCCCACCUCGGA